UUAGCGAUCGAUUCGAAUCUAAGCUCAAGGUCACAUGGUUUGAACUUUGAAGGAAAUUAAGUAGUGGUUACGCCACUUCUCUUCUUCCUUCCAUUCCUCGAUCGCUCUUCUUAACAGCUCAAGCUGCUUCUUUUUGUUGAUAUAUGAGAAUUAUACUCCACGGAGCUGUCAGCGUUCGCUGGGCCUCUCCACUCUGUCGUCGUGCUCUUCCUGUCGUGCCGCCGCCGAGCAGCUGCCCCGGCCGUCACCUCGUCGUGCGCCGGAGCUCUUGUCGCCCCGGACGUCACUGUGUUGGAGGCAACAGUGAUAGGACGGAGGAGAGCGUGGUGGUGGUCAUGGGUGCUACCGGCACGGGGAAGUCGAAACUAGCUGUGGAGCUGGCCAUCGAGUUCGCCGGCGAGGUGGUGAACUCUGAUAAGAUUCAGGUCUACCGGGGACUCGACGUCGCGACUAACAAGAUGCCCGUGGAUGAGCGACGCGGCGUGGCGCACCAUUUGCUGGGGGAGCUCGACCCAGAGGAAGGCGAGCUCGCGCCCGCAGCUUACCGGGAGUUGGCGGCGGGGGCCAUCGCCGGUAUCGCUGACCGCGGCCUACUUCCGGUGGUGACCGGCGGGUCGAACUCCUUCAUCCAUGCGGCCUUGGCUGGGAGCUUUGACCCGAGGCGGAGCCCGUUCGAGGCGGCCUGGGGGAAGCGGACGGGAAGGGAGGCGGCGCUGCGGUACCGUUGCUGCUUUCUGUGGGUAAACGUGGACGGCGCCGAGCUGGAAGAGCAGCUCGACCAGCGUGUGGGCGAGAUGGUGGCGGGAGGAAUGGUGGAGGAGCUGGGUCGGUACUUGGUCGAAGAGGCGGCGGCGGAGAAAGGCGAGUCGAGGCAUCCGGGGCUAAGCAAGGCGAUCGGGGUGGCUGAGUUCCGGGAGUACUUCCGGGGGAAGAGUCAGGGGACGGUGGCGGCGUACGAGGCGGCCGUCGAGGCCAUCAAGGCAAACACGCGGCGACUCGCGAAGGAGCAAGUGCGGAAGAUGGAGCGACUGAGGUGGAUGGGGUGGCCGCUGCAGAAGCUCGACGCUACAGCAGCGGUGGCAGCUCGAUUAGUGGGGUCCGUGGCGGAAUCAGAGGCCGCGUGGGAGAGGGACGUGGCAGGGCCCGGUGUCGCAGCGGUGGAGCAUUUCCUGAACACGACGCCCAGCUACACGCAUUUACAAUUUGAAUCAUCAUUGAGUUUAAUUUGGCUUCUCAACGAACACUAGUUAUAUUGUGAUAAUUAAGUUUGUUUGUUUACUUAAUUAGUAAUUUAGAUUAAUUGAACCAUUGGGGUAAACAAAUAAUCUGAAUCAUCAUUGUUUGUUUACAAUUUGAAUCAUAUAUUGGGGUUUAUGAAUUCUCCGACUAAUUAAGUGUGAUUACAUUCAUUAUUUUAUAUAAA
Messenger RNA from Zingiber officinale, 1423 nucleotides. RefSeq names its product adenylate isopentenyltransferase-like. Gene Ontology annotation, biological process: tRNA modification; cytokinin biosynthetic process. Gene Ontology annotation, molecular function: tRNA dimethylallyltransferase activity. Gene Ontology annotation, cellular component: mitochondrion. The transcript has a single exon. The coding region runs from base 144 to 1247 and encodes 367 amino acids. Lineage: Eukaryota; Viridiplantae; Streptophyta; Magnoliopsida; Zingiberales; Zingiberaceae. The record is from RefSeq and is a predicted model, not a curated record.